AACACAUUAUCCAGGAGGAUAAUGAUUGACUUAAAGUUAUGCUUUUUGGCCCUUGUGGUGGGCGUGGCCUAUGCCGAGGCAUCCUGCUGCGUGUAUUAUCAUUACUACCCAGUACAUCACAAGCCUCAAAAGAAGGUAAUCGUGAUAAAAGACGAGCAAAAGCAUCAUCACCACCACCAUCAUCAUCACGGUCACCACCAUGGGCAUGAACACCAUCACGGCCAUGACCAUAAGCAUGAACAUGGUCAUCAUCAUGGUCAUGACCAUAAACAUGAACAUGGACAUCAUCACCAUCAUGGUCAUGAUCAUCAUCACAAACACGGACAUGAUCACAAGCAUGAGCAUGGUCAUCACCACGGUCACAAACAUGAACAUGGUCAUCAUCAUGGGCAUAAACAUGAACACGGACAUCAUCAUGGACACAAACAUGAACACGGGCAUCACCAUGGUCAUCAUCACGGUCAUAAACAUGAACAUGGCCAUCAUCAUGGGCACAAACAUGAACACGGCCAUCACCACGGUCACAAGCACGAACAUGGCCACCAUCAUGGGCAUGAACACAAACACGGCCAUCACCACGGUCACAAGCACGAACAUGGCCACCAUCAUGGGCAUGAACACAAACAUGGCCAUCACCAUGGGCAUCAUCAUGGUCAUCAUCACGGACAUCAUCAUGGUCAUCACCAUGGGCACGAACACGGUCAUCAUCAUGGCCAUCACCACGGGCAUCAUCAUGGUCACGAACACGGUCAUCACCACGGUCACCAUCAUGGUCAUCAUCAUGGCCAUCAUCAUGGUCAUGAGCAUGGACAUCAUAACGGGCAUCAACAUGGCCAUCACCACGGUCAUGAGCAUGGACAUCAUCACGGCCACCACCAUGGUCAUCAUCAUGGUCAUGAACAUGGACAUAAACACGGUCAUCAUCAUGGACACCACCACGGACAUCAGCAUGGACACCAUCAUGGCCAUCAUCAUGGUCACCAUCAUGGACAUCAUCAUGGUCAUCACGAAGGACACCACCAUAGCUAUUUGGCCUCACAACCGAAACCUCAAAUUCACGACCUGUUCGGUUUCCAUUACAACCAAAAAUAAGCUUAAUUUUCGUUGAAGAAGAAAUGUUCCUUACUGAAAAUAUGUAUAAUACGGAUGUAUAUUGUACAUAAAAAUCCUUCCUUGAAGUGUUCAGUAGAAAGAAAAUCGGGGUAGGAAUCUUUUGAAUCACCAAAGAAUGAAGUUCUAUUUCCAGAACUUUCAAGUCAUGUAAUUAAUGAAAAUAAAAUUAUU
This is a messenger RNA of Argiope bruennichi, 1284 nucleotides long. Its product is annotated as histidine-rich glycoprotein-like. The coding region runs from base 22 to 1092 and encodes 356 amino acids. The record is from RefSeq and is a predicted model, not a curated record. Lineage: Eukaryota; Metazoa; Arthropoda; Arachnida; Araneae; Araneidae. The transcript is spliced from 3 exons.